UGUUAUCAUCGGUACUGACUUCUUGUUAAAGAAGCAGCAGGGGAGAGACUCUGACAGUCGAGAGCCAGAGACCGAGAGAGAAGCACGAUGUCUGAAUUCAGAAGGAUCCUGAUGUCUUCAUUCCUGAUGCUGCUGCUCCACUUUCCAGAUUUGAAAGGUUACUCCCUCACUGUCAGACCUGGAGAUGAAGUCACUUUGCCUUUUGACAAUGUGAUAGAUGAUCAGGAUAAGUGUGAGAGUACUGAGUGGCUCUUCAGACAUUCAAGAAGCUCAGGAGUGACGCUGUUUAAAGAUGGACGGAUUCACAAAGAAGCCAAAGCUAAAUCAGACAGACUGAGAGUUACACAGAAUUGUUCUCUGGUUAUAAAGAAGGUCACAGAGGAGGAUGCUGGUCUUUACGGCUGCAGCCAGUUCAGAUCAGGAGUACAACAAGGUUCAGUCUCUGUGGUUUAUCUGCAUGUUGUUACCAUGACUGGACAUCUGGACAAUGAUGAGGUGACGUUAAACUGCUCUGUGGAGACAUUUGGACGGUGUGAUCAAACAGUGAAGUGGCUGCUUCAGGGUCAAGAUGUGGAUACAGAUCACAGAGAGAUAAAGACAUCACAGUCUUCCUGCUCUGCCUCUGUGACAUUUCUGACUUCUCUCUUUAGUUACACAACAAGGUCUGAGUUGUUUACUUGUAAAGUAACUGAUGAGCUCACAGGAGACGUACAGGUGUUUCUCUUCAGCGCUCAGUCCUCAGGAGAUGCUACAACAACUGGAACACCAACAAUUCAUGAAUGGACAUCUGAAAACAACAACAAAGAAACAGACUGCAAACAUCCAGAAGGACCAGCUGUGUGGUGGGUCAUCAUGGUGCCUGUGGGGUUAGCAGCUCUCAUCAUCACCGUGGUUACAGUCCACAUCUGGACCAGAACUAAAGGGGGCAAAAAACGGAUUACAAAAAACCUCGAGCAGAAUGAUGAAGAUGAAGAUGAAGAUGAGGUGAACUAUGAAAACGAUGGAGGGCCGUCUGCCUCUGUGUGACUGAUCAACAACAUCAACUCCCCUCAGAGUCCAUGCUGUCAAACAUCACCUCCUCAUAUUCUACAGGAGAAAACAGGAGAACCAUGAGAUCAUUGGAACAUUUCUGAUGACUGAGAACACCUGAGCAGUGUUCAUUUUGGCAGCUAGUUUUGAUUUAGUCUUUAGACGAAAAUGGUUAUUAGUGUUUAGUCACAUUUUAGUCCUUUUUAAUAUUCAUAGCUUUAGUCUAGUUUUAGUCGAUGUAAAAUUACAUUUUAGUCAACUUUUCGUCAAAAUGUUUUCUCUCUUUAAACUAAUUCAGUUAAACACAGGUAUCUGAAACUGGAAUCAAGGUGACAGCAUCAAGUGUUGAAAUUCCUAAAGCAACAUUUCACUCUCUUAACACUUUACUUUGAACGGUACUACUACUCUUACAAAUCUGUGUGCAUGCCGCUGCAGUGUGUCUGUUAGGCCCCGCCCCCCACACACAGUGAGAGAGAGAUAGAGUUAAGCCCCGCCCCCCACACAC
Molecule: messenger RNA, 1534 nt
Organism: Trematomus bernacchii (emerald rockcod)
Lineage: Eukaryota; Metazoa; Chordata; Actinopteri; Perciformes; Nototheniidae
Exons: 7
Coding region: 88-1026 (312 amino acids)
Biological process (GO): positive regulation of ERK1 and ERK2 cascade; T cell activation; interleukin-15-mediated signaling pathway
Cellular component (GO): external side of plasma membrane; membrane raft
Molecular function (GO): MHC class II protein binding; protein tyrosine kinase binding
Source: RefSeq, a predicted model, not a curated record